Terrapene triunguis (Three-toed box turtle) is the source of this 2679-nucleotide messenger RNA. RefSeq names its product proline-rich protein 33-like. The transcript is spliced from 2 exons. NCBI's taxonomy places the organism in Eukaryota, Metazoa, Chordata, Testudines, Emydidae. The coding region runs from base 228 to 1850 and encodes 540 amino acids. The record is from RefSeq and is a predicted model, not a curated record.
UCUUUGCUAUCAGCCGGUAAGAGCAGAGAAAACGUUUAGGUCAGGAGCUGUGGGGCUGCUUUUAUUUUUGGCAUGCAUCAUGGAUCAAUUCCUUCGCCCUCUCCCUGCCAUUUGUAGGAAGUGAAGAGUCCAAACCAAGGAUGUUCAGACAGGUUUUUAAGCACAAGGAGCUGGGAGCAACAAGUUGCAGCCUCUAACCAUCACUCAGCACUCACCAGGGGGUUAAAAUGCUGAUCACUGUAACACCACCUUAUGAGCCAGCAUCCCUCCAUCCACAGAUUCCACCCCCUGCUAUACUACCGAAACCCGGGAAGGACAAUCUAAGGCUCCAGAGACUCUUGAAGAAAGUUGCAAAGAAGAAUGCACCACUAGCCUCCCAGCAAGCCAAAUCGUUCCGGUCCAAUCUCUCCCCAGUGAGCGAGGCCAGCCCAGACCUAGAGCACAGCGAGCGCUCAUCUCCGCUGAAGACCCCAGAAACAUCGACGCACAUCACCAUCCGCCUCCCUCCCCGGUUCUCCAUCAAGCCAGUCAUCCACCAUGUCUCAUCUCCUUUUCCGAAGGCCAAGCCAUUCACGCUCAAAGUAACCGAGCAGAGGAGAAUCUCUGAACACCUCAAGCUCUCUGUCUCUCCAGCAGCAUCCCCUGUGCACAGGCAGUCCCCAUGGCAACCAAAAGGGAUGACAAAACCAGACACGCCCACCCAGCUACCUUCUCCACAGGCACAUUGUGUAUUCGUUUUCCCUGACCCUCCUGUUUCCAUCUCACCUGUCAUAGAAGCCCCAGUGGAGGUUACUCAUGUCACCAAAGUGCAUGCGCUUGUCCAUAGUGUGCAGGCACCCAGAGCAAAGACCCCCUUACCAGACCAGUCGUCUACAGCCCUCAGCAGCGAGGACAGGCAGCCUUUGGCAGCCCAUACUGGCAAAAGCCACUCAGAGCCACCCGCAGGGCUGGCACCAAUCACUCUGAAUGCUGAUGAGACUGGAGCUGCUACUCCGAAAUCAAAGGACCCCAUGCUUCCCACCAUGACAGCAGAGCCCCCCUACAAAACCCUUAAGUCUUCAACUCCCAGAGAGCCUGUUGGGACUGCUUUCCCCAGUCCUCGGAUGCCGGAUCCCCAAUUCAGUAGACCAGAAACCCCAGGAAGUGACACAACAAGAUCCAGAACAGAGUGGGUUCCUGAACUUCCUGAGCCACACAGCAAAAGCCUAAGGCCAAUGACUCCCCAUACAGCUCAGAAGCAAGAUGCCACAGUGCCAGCUGACAAUACAAGGGCUUUCUCCACAGAAGCAAAGGAAGAUCUGGUCAUUCCACCACAGCCAACAUCCACCAUUCCCAGUGCCAAUCCGUUCCCCAAAGCGGAGUCUCCACCACCAUCUGUGGAUAAGGCCAGACCUCUUACAGCCAAGCUUAGCGGAUGGUCUCGCCUCAAGAAGCACUUGACAGUGGAACCCGAGGGGCCCCAAUUCCCAGAAACCGAGCCAGCCCAGCCUGAACAGGAGGAAGCAGGAAGUAAAGCAGAAGGCUCUCAAGGUAAUGCCAGCCAAGACAACAGGCUGAUUAAAUCAAGGGCCACCAAAAUGUGGGACGCCAUUUUAUAUCAGAUGACAGCCCUCAAGAGGAGAAAGCAGCAAGAGGAAGAAAAAGGGAUAAGGAAAGAGGAGGGAUUCUCAUUCCGGUGCCGCUUGCCCCUUCUCCACAGACCACGUUUUGAUGCCCGGAAACUGAAGGAGCUGGCUUCCAAACCAAUGAUGAAGAUCACCACCAUGUUAGAGUCGAGCCUGCUCCACCACAAGACACCUGAGGAACCCAAGAAUUUUAACAGGACUGCAUCAGGGUGGCAGCUCAAGUGAAGCCAGCUGGAUUCCACCUCGGCAACAAGCUCUCUCUCAGGCCUCCUCCAAGGUGCUGCCUGAGUUCUGAGCAGGAAAGUGCCUUUUAUAGCCAGAUUUUCCUGCAGCAUGGAGGCCAAACGUGAGGAAAAUAUAAAUAAAAUCCUUCACAGACAGCAGCCUUAUGCUGAGGGCUUUAGGGGGUUAUGAGGACUGUACACUACAUAUCUGUAGUGUACAUAUCCGUAGUGCAUGCACACACCUCCAGAAUAGCUUGAGGAUCCAAGAAGAACAGCUCUAUAUCUAUAUGCAGCUUCAUUUAAAAUAUUCCAAUUGGAGAUCAGGCUACAAAACCAAACAAGGGACCCAGGAAAAGCAGUGAAGUGACCUGUAGAAAACCUCCAAUGUAAAGGCACCUUGUUUCUCAUUCAACAAAAUCAAUGGAAUUUUAGAUUUAUUUUUAAGUGAAUCCCAAACAGUGCCAGCCCAGAAACAGGACAGGUUGUGGCAAUGCAAGUUGCUCCACCCUGCCCCAUCUAAUAUUCUGCCUCCUAGGCUGUACGAUCCGGUUUAAGACUGAAAGAAGGGUUCCGUUUCUAAGCCACUGAGUUCUUUGUUGGAACCCUCAGCAGUAGCCUCAAUUUCUGGUCACUCAGAACUAGACUGAGAUGAAAUCCCUUUGCAUAGAACAAGGGUGACAGGUGGUGGUAUAUUUCAUGCUGCUCUCAAACCACACUUUACUCAGUCCAGAAAACAGAAUCUCUCAUUAGUUUUAGGUUUUAUAAUUAAAUUUGAUCUCCCUAAAGGUAAAUUUGAGGUUGCAGGAGUUGUGGGGGGGGGGGGGGGGGAA